UAUCGUACGCCGGUCACGUGAUGUACGGGUCCAUUUCAACGUCGGUGUUGCCUUUCUAAACUUGUUAUUAGAAGAAUUCGUUUUCAUUGACGAAUAAGUUGGGUUUUUUCCGAACUAACGACAAAUUAUUUCAGAAAAGAGAAUGAAAAGAAUUGGAAACUGACUUGCACAACGUAAGUUGGAGUUACUUUGCAAGAGGGACAGAACCACAUGGUGUCAGCCGAUUUUUUGUGUGUAUGACUUCUACACUGAACACGGGUGUUAUGGAGGUACCUGGUGCGGAAAGGACAUGAUUACUGGCAGCUUAUUUCGAAUUUUUACCUGGGAAGAGGGGAACAAUGAGACCUGUAAGUGCUGCUACAACCAGACUGUUCCUCAGGCAGUACCGCUUCAGACUCCUGUUGUUGGCAGUCAUUAUCACUCUGACGAUAGUCACCAUUACAAGGAGAGAAGAUAACCAUGGAAGCGAUGGUCGCAUUGCUGAGAUUACGGAACAGUUAAAGGAUGAUUCUUCACUAUAUGUGGACAGCCGGAACGCAGACGAGAUCUACCGUAAUGUCACCGUCCUAUGUUACAUCCUCACCAUGGAGAGAAACAUGGACAACAGGGUGGUAGUAGUGAACGCCACAUGGGCUAAAAGAUGUAACAAGGUGCUCUACCUGCUGUGUACCGACCGGAAGGGGCGUGACAUUUUGUCCACGUGUUCUGUAGGGGAGAGUAAGGAACAUUUGACAGGCAAGGUCCGAUACACUCUUAAAUAUAUGUAUAAACACUACUUACAUAAAUAUGACUGGUUUUUAAAAGCAGACGAUGAUACCUAUGUGAUAAUGGAGAACCUCCGGUAUCUAUUAUCACAUUACCCCACCAACAAGGCGGGGUAUCUGGGUUAUCACUUUAAAUUGUUCGUUAACCAAGGCUACAUGAGUGGAGGAGCGGGCUACGUGAUAAACAAACAGGCCCUCAAGCAGCUUGUCGAAGUUGGGUUUUCACAGAACCAUUGUCUUGAAGAUGGAGGAAACGAAGAUGUGGAGAUAGGCAAGUGUUUGCAGGCCUCGAACGUUUCUGUGUUCAGUUCUUUAGAUAAGUUCCAAAGGGAAACAUUCCAUACCGACACGCCGUGGCAGCACACACUCGGCCUACAGCCGAGCUACCUCGACAGAUACUCCACUAACCACGUGCACAGGGGUGCAGAGUGCUGCAGUCAAUUUCCUGUCACGUACCACCACCUUGAUGUGGACAACAUUAUAUUUUUAGAACACAUGCUUUACAGGACUCACGUGUGGGGUAGACACGGCAGGACAGACGUAAAGGAUCUUUUUCCACCUAAAAGUGUUCGACCACAAAACAAACACCUGUUACAAAGUGAUGAUACACCAUAGACGGAGAACAGUACCAUACAGAAAAAACAGUGCCAUGUUACAAUUUUACCUGCUGAUAUUCCGUUAUGGAUGGUUUCUCGUUGACUUUCGGUAUUAUUGAUUGAUUUUUUAUUCUCUUUGUUCAAAUACAGCUCAUGUCAGAAUUCCAGGAGUACGACCCAUAAGGCAUUUCAUUCUUGUUUUAGUGUGCUUCAAAAUCUCAUUUCGGACGGUGGAUUUUAAACUGGAAAAAACUACUUCUAUGUAUGAGUGUAUAUUGUUCGAGUUAAUAAGGUAACACAGGAAUUGUCUCCCCUCGAAUCGUUCAGUCAGUAAGUGUCCAUCAACUUACAGGAAUGGUGUCGCUGUUAAAAGCAGUUUAAAUGUUUAUUAUGGGCCAACACUACGCAGAAACCAUUUAUUGUAAUUAUUUAUCUUUUUAAUUUAAUUUUAUUGGCGGUAUUAUGGACAGUUCAAUACUUCCUUGGUAGCAGAAAACCUUUAUCCUUUUAAUGCUUCAAAUAGCGAAACAUGGCUGAAAAACAGCGAUUUACCUACUUGAAGUUUUUGUAAUAAUGCCGUGUGCCAAAAAGAAUGUUAAUAAACAUGUGCCAGCCAUACUUACCAGUUACUGAUAUUAAUACAGAAUGUGCCACUUAAAUGUUAUUUAUAAACUAAAACAAUUUCAUGUACGGGUUGAUAUAUCAGAGUUAUUAUCCCCUGUCUAAUCAGGGUUUAUUCUUGAUUUCCGUUAAAUAACGGAUGGAAAUAAGCUGUCACAAAACAGAAAAGACUGACAUACACAUGCUAUUUUCGAUUCGUUUCCAACUAUAACGAAGUUUGACUGAACUAUUUGAAUUUGAAUUUCAACAUGUUAUCAUUUUUGUUCUUUUUCCCUGAAAACAUACUGCAUUGUAUUCUUUAAAUUACUCCAAGCCAAGUAAGGUUAUUAGACAACAUGCGGGAAAAACGGAUCGCGGACUUACAUUUAGAUGUUGUUUAAUUUUACCUCGAUUUGUAUAACUGUGUAAACUUGUUUUUUAAUGAUACUUCAUAUUUAAUAUGAUUUUAUUAUAUCUAAUGUUUUCGCAUGCUUUUUUUACAUUUUAAAAAUGAUUUUUGAUGUGAUUUUUACUUUGUGAUGUUUCAAAAACAUCAAGGGGAGAUCAUUUGGUUCAAUCCUCUUGCCGAGACAAAUCAAAGUCCUUAAAAUUGGUACGUAGUAUCUGGCGGUUAUAAAGAUGACCGAGUGACGUGGUACCAUGUCCUGGUUAUAACCAUUCAGUGAGACGUCACUUGGUAGUCCUUAAGGAUCCCUGUCCCAGUGUACUGUGUUUUGUCCUAUAUACAGCUACCUCCCCUUAACUUCCUUAAGGAUCCCUGUCCCAAUGUACUGUGCUUUUUCCUAUGUACAGUUACCUCCCCUUAACGAUCCCUGUCCCACUGUACUGUGCUUUUUCCUAUGUACAGUUACCUCCCCUUAAGUA
Mizuhopecten yessoensis (Yesso scallop) is the source of this 2845-nucleotide messenger RNA. RefSeq names its product glycoprotein-N-acetylgalactosamine 3-beta-galactosyltransferase 1-like. The coding region runs from base 339 to 1379 and encodes 346 amino acids. Lineage: Eukaryota; Metazoa; Mollusca; Bivalvia; Pectinida; Pectinidae. Gene Ontology annotation, molecular function: N-acetylgalactosaminide beta-1,3-galactosyltransferase activity. The record is from RefSeq and is a predicted model, not a curated record. The transcript has 7 exons. Gene Ontology annotation, cellular component: membrane.